AUGAAAUAUUUGUCGAAAAGAAUAUCAGAGAUAGAAAUAUUGUUUGUUCUGUCAAUCAAUGACUUCAAAAUCAGCAAAAAUGAAAUCGAAGAAUGGACUUCGUGGUGUCCAUGUGUUCCCUGGAUACUAAACUUUUUCUAUGACAAUACAGAAAACUCCCCUACACUUUCUAAAUCAAAAGCUGCUGUUUUAAAGGCACAAAGAGAAAAUUGCUUAAAAGCUCAUAAUUACUAUCGUGCGAAACAUGGUGUACCCAAACUGACACUAGACAACGACAUAACUGAAUUCAGUCAGUGCUCUGCAAUUGAAUACUUAAAAAGAAAUACUAUAACAGAAAGCAAAGAGAAGAGUAGUUAUGGCACAAACAUUUACAAGUACGAACAUGCAGAUCCUACUUACAAAUUAAGUGCCAUUGAAGCAGUGGAGAAGUGGUACCAGCAAAUAUUAUUAUACGAUUUCAAAAGUUCACAAGGUGAUGCAAAAACGUCCAAUUUUACCCAAGUAAUAUGGAAAAGCACUACACAUCUCGGAGUGGGCAUUGCCAAAGAUGGUAAAACAACAGUUAUUGUUUGUCACUAUAAACCACCAGGAAAUGUGAAAGACAAGUAUAAAGAUAAUGUUCCUGCUUUACUGCCAGAACCUGAACCAAAACCCGUAGUCAAGAAACAGGUUGGUCCCAAACUAAGUCCACAAAUAAAGAAUUGUAUUCAAACGCACAAUGAGUUUAGAGCCAAACACGGGUGUCCGCCUUUGAAAUUUAAUCCGAAAAUCAGCAAGUUCAGUCAAAGAUGGGCCGAUCAUUUGAUGAUGAAGGGAUUAUUUAAACAUAGUGUAACGCAAAAAUUCGGCGAAAACUUGCACGUUUACAACACCACUGAUUUAAAUUACCAGUAUACGGGGAAGGAGGGUGUUACGGCUUGGUACGAUGAAAUAAAAUCGUACGAUUUCAAAAACCCUAAAUUUACGAAAGAAACUGGACAUUUUACACAACUUAUUUGGAAAGAUACGAAAGAACUGGGGAUAGGGAUAGCUCAGAAAAAUGGCAAAUUUAUACUAGUGUGCAACUAUCGUCCACCUGGAAAUGUUGAGGGAGAAUUUGAGAAAAAUGUACCGAAUAUUUCAAAUAAAAAGUAAAUAAAAAUCA
Molecule: messenger RNA, 1144 nt
Organism: Aethina tumida (small hive beetle)
Lineage: Eukaryota; Metazoa; Arthropoda; Insecta; Coleoptera; Nitidulidae
Exons: 4
Coding region: 1-1134 (377 amino acids)
Cellular component (GO): extracellular region
Source: RefSeq, a predicted model, not a curated record